Molecule: messenger RNA, 950 nt
Organism: Rosa rugosa (rugosa rose)
Lineage: Eukaryota; Viridiplantae; Streptophyta; Magnoliopsida; Rosales; Rosaceae
Exons: 2
Coding region: 89-775 (228 amino acids)
Source: RefSeq, a predicted model, not a curated record
CACCAAAUAAAGCAGACCACCACCUGUCAGUCUGUCACCUAUAUCGGCAGGCCUCCAGACGUCUCCAAUCUUUCAAAUCCCAGCAGAGAUGCUCACUUCUUCCAAGGCCAAGGCUACAGUGAUGAGAUCUUUAGAAGAUAUCAUGGCUUUAUUAGUCUUCAUUUUCUCUCAGGUAAACAGAACUUUACUUCUCUAUUUUCUUGAUUUUUCUCUUGCCGUGGAAGUGUCUGCCGAUCUUGAGGCUGGAGGUGCCAGAAUCUCGUCGACUAUUUCUGUCUCUCGGAUAAUGGACAACAUUGCCGGAUGCUUUGCUCAUUACAGUCAACAACCAGGAAAUGAACAUGUUCUCACCCGGCUUGGAUCCUUAAAGGCACAGGUGAAUGUCAUCAGAGAUACCCAGCAAGACAUCAAAGCCACCCAGGAAGAUCACCAUCGUCGUUUGGCAGAGAUCGACCGGGAAGUGCAGGGCUUCUACAGAGUGUGUGAUACGUUCCCUGAGCGUCAGCAGAGGGUAUUUGAUACCCAGCAAGACAUCAAAGCCACCCAGGAAGAUCACCAUCGCCGUUUGGCAGAGAUCGACCGGGAAGUGCAGGGCUUCCACGGAGAGUGUGAUACGCUCCUUGAGCGUCAGCAGAGGGUAUUUGAUUACCAGGAGCAAGUGUGUCAAGGCCAAAUUCGAGCUGUGGAGUCUUUGAACAGGACUAUUGCCGAAACACAGAGGCGGAUGGCGCCGGUGCGGGGGUGGGGGCAAGAAGUGGAUGAUGUGAUCGAAUGACUUUUUGAUUCUGCAUUUUAAUUUCUCUGUUUUAUUUAGUUGGAACAAUGUACUGGAACUAUUUGAAGUUUGGACAGAAUUGUGCUUUAUGUGGUUGGAACAAUGAAUUGGUACUGUUUGAACUCUGUUUUAACAGAUGUUCUAUGAAGUUUGGUUAUAGAGAACUGCUUGUAUU